Epithele typhae is the source of this 861-nucleotide messenger RNA. RefSeq names its product Ribokinase-like protein. Gene Ontology annotation, molecular function: adenosine kinase activity. The coding region runs from base 1 to 861 and encodes 286 amino acids. Gene Ontology annotation, cellular component: nucleus; cytosol. NCBI's taxonomy places the organism in Eukaryota, Fungi, Basidiomycota, Agaricomycetes, Polyporales, Epitheliaceae. The transcript has 8 exons. Gene Ontology annotation, biological process: purine ribonucleoside salvage. The record is from RefSeq and is a predicted model, not a curated record.
AUGUCGUCCCAAGGCUAUCCCCUCUUUUGCAUGGGCAACCCCCUUCUCGACAUGCUCGUCCCCCAGGGCGAAGCGUUGCUCGAGAAGUACACCUCCAAGCCAACGACGCCAUCCUCGCCGAAGAGAAGCACAUGCCGAUACCCCAGCUACGAGGAGCUCGUGUCGAAGUACAGCGACAAGCUCACCUACGUUCCUGGAGGCGCGGCGCAGAACGCUGCUCGCGGCGCCGCGUCGGUCGUCUACACUGGAAGCGUAGGUAGCGACGCCUUCGCGGAGCAGCUCGUCGCCGCAAACCAGCGCGCCGGGCUCGAUCAGGUCUACUACGUUGCCGACGGCGCGAAGACGGGGACGUGCGCGGUCGUCGUCACCGGCCACCACCGCUCGCUAGUGACCUACCUCGGCGCGGCGGAAAAGUUCGACCAGGCGCAUCUCUCCUCGCCCGCUGUCGCGCCGCUCGUCGACGCCGCCAAGGUCUUCUACUCCGCGCUCGAGGUCGCGAAGAAGGCGUCCGAGGCCGGCAAGAUCUUCGUCCUCAACCUCUCCGCUCCCUUCAUCCCCCAGUUCUUCGCCGUCCAGCUGCAGUCCAUCAUGCCCUACGUCGACAUCAUUAUCGGCAACGAGGCCGAGGCCGAGGCCUGGGCGUCCGCCUCCGGCCUCGCGGACAAGACCGACCUCGCCGCCGCGACGACGGUGAUCGUGGACACGAACGGGGCGGGGGACGCGUUCGCGGGCGGGCUGCUCGCGGGGCUCGUGCUCGGGAAGCCGAUCGAGGAGUGCGUCGAGAUGGGGCACAAGAUGGGUUCGAUGUGUGUGCAGCAGGUCGGCGCGCAGUACAAGUGGCCAAAGGUCCAGAUACUGUGA